Molecule: messenger RNA, 1221 nt
Organism: Aspergillus clavatus NRRL 1
Lineage: Eukaryota; Fungi; Ascomycota; Eurotiomycetes; Eurotiales; Aspergillaceae
Product: deubiquitination module subunit SGF73
Exons: 4
Coding region: 1-1221 (406 amino acids)
Biological process (GO): regulatory ncRNA-mediated heterochromatin formation; regulation of transcription by RNA polymerase II; RITS complex assembly
Cellular component (GO): SAGA complex
Source: RefSeq, a predicted model, not a curated record
AUGGCUACCAACGGGGACUCUGGUCGAGCGUCGUCGGUCGCAUCGAAUUCAGGCAGCUUGGUGGACGCAUCGGGAUACAAGUACUCGGAGAAAGAUGCGAAGCCUACGAAGAUCAAAUUGAGGAAGUCGGUCAAGUCGGCCAAGGCGAAGAAGGCUGCGGCGGAAGCGCCUGGCUCGCCCGGCUCGUCGCCCAUACUCCCCGACAUCGAUGAGAAGACCAUGGCGGCCUUUCCGACAGGAAAGCCUCGCGAGGAAGAUCAUUUGGAGACAGUGAUAUGCAAGACGUGCAAGAGGCCGGUCCUCAAGCAGAAUGCGGUCGAGCAUAUCCGCGGCUGCAUCAGGGCGAAACAGGAGAAGGCCCGGCGGAAAAAAGAGGCGCGCGAUGCGGCGAAUCGGGCCAAGGAGAAGGAUAAAGACGGCAACGAGGAUGCCGCGGGCGACGGCGACGAUUCCAUGAAGGCUCAGAAGGGCGCAAAGAAGAGUGCAGUCAAGGGGAUGGCGGAUGAUGGAACGAAAAAGGGCAAGAAGCGCAAGGCCGAGGGUGAGGAGGAUAAGGAACCGAAGAAGAAGAAGAAGAAGGACGAGCCGAAGCCCAAGGCGCCUAAGCCAAAGGGUCCCGUUGAUGUCGAGAAGCAGUGUGGUGUCGUUCUGCCGAAUGGUGCUCAGUGUGCGCGGUCAUUGACGUGCAAGAGUCACUCAAUGGGUGCGAAGCGUGCGGUGCCUGGCCGCUCUCUGCCAUAUGAUAUGUUGCUCCAGGCAUACCAAAAGAAGAACCAGGCUCGACAGCAAAUGCGGUUUGUGGAUAGAGCUGACCAUCUUGCGCCUACAGAGGCGGCCAUUGAUGCGAAUGCUCCUCUUCAGGACGAUUUGGAGAACAACGGUCCUGUCGAUUCAGACGAAGAAAAAGACGCGGUCAUGGCAGCGAUUCUCCGCUCACGCCCAGAGCCACUCGUCACUCACCCGUUGAUCUCAACCAAGAAGAAGUACAAGUACGUACGCAUCAAGGAGAUGCUGUCCCAUGCCCUGGGUGGAGCCCGCGGCGGUGGGCUCUUCUCGAGCGGCGACAUAACCCCAACCAUCGAUGGCAAUAUAUUUCAGCCGAUGGAUGACAUGCCCUUGGCAUCCCCUACCUCUGUGACGGCGUCAGAGAACGCACCGGAUGCGGCAAAGCCGACGCCUGCACAAGCAGCAAAGAAGCUGCCUGUGGCGGCGACUUCUUGA